AUGAAAACAUCAACCAUUGCUACCGCCACGGUGGCCUUCGCCGGCCUUGCUAUCGCCAAGACAGACUGUGAUGGCUGCACCCCCUUCACCACCGUGACCACGGCGCGUGACUACACCUAUGUCACUCUCAUCUACUAUGACCCUGACUCCCUCGAGGUUUGCGAGCUGGUCGAUUGCGGAGGGGACCCGCUUAAGCCAGCAGCUUCUACGACCGUGGCUUCGAAGACGUCAUUGGUAAAGAUUCCCGACGUCUCAACAGCUACGACCUCCACCUUUGAGGAUGCCGAGACAGCAUCUGCUGAGUUGUCAGCCGCCAAGAAGACGCCUUCUGUUGCUUUCGAGAUCAAUGGCUCUACGAGUACAGCUGUGACAACAUCCUCCUCAUCCCGAACGCCGGCUGGCGUUGAUAAGACUACGGCUAGCAAGCCGACUGUUACACCCGGCUCUGCUGCCCCUGCGGGUGUUGCCGUGGCAUUCAACGUGGUUGCUGGCAUUGCUGUCGGCGUCGUUCUCGGGAUGGUGUAG
Messenger RNA from Geosmithia morbida, 525 nucleotides. RefSeq lists its product as uncharacterized. The record is from RefSeq and is a predicted model, not a curated record. The transcript has 2 exons. The coding region runs from base 1 to 525 and encodes 174 amino acids. Lineage: Eukaryota; Fungi; Ascomycota; Sordariomycetes; Hypocreales; Bionectriaceae.